Syngnathoides biaculeatus (alligator pipefish) is the source of this 4106-nucleotide messenger RNA. Its product is annotated as zinc finger protein 62 homolog. The record is from RefSeq and is a predicted model, not a curated record. Gene Ontology annotation, biological process: regulation of transcription by RNA polymerase II. Lineage: Eukaryota; Metazoa; Chordata; Actinopteri; Syngnathiformes; Syngnathidae. The transcript has 3 exons. The coding region runs from base 263 to 3892 and encodes 1209 amino acids. Gene Ontology annotation, molecular function: DNA-binding transcription factor activity; RNA polymerase II cis-regulatory region sequence-specific DNA binding.
AAAAUGUGAUUGACAGGCUCUUGUGUAGCUUUGUGCCGACGUAGUCAAGUCACGCCUGCACAAAGCUGAUAAAUAUUUUUUUUAAUCGGGGCAGGUUUACAAAUUCAUAUUGUCAGAGGAAGGAAUGUGGUUGUAUGUUUAUAAAACAGCCACGCAGCGGCAGCGCUGGUGAUAGCUUCGUGCUAACCAGAAACUAGCUAGCAAGGCUUCAGUGCAUGGCCACCAAGGGACCAGUGUUGACUCUCCCACUCAGACUCAUGAAAUGGGGAGUAAAAUUUCCUUCAGCAGAAGAAGAAGUGACCAGUACACAGUUUCUGAAUUAACCACCGUGACAUCGCACCCUUGUAGUUCCUUUCGCGCACCUACGGACUCCAAAGAGGCGCCGAGAGAUACAACAUGCAGUGAGGAGAGUGAGGAUUCUAAAUGGGGGGCGGAAAUGAAAGUGAAAAAUCUACGUCAACCUUUAUCCGCAUCCCAUUCAUCAGAGACUCGUAAUUCCGAAGGACCGGUGGAUACGAACUGGCAAAAAAAUGCAACCUCGCCGUUAGGCAUGGAUACAAAGGCUGAAAUGACACCUGCAAGUGUGUGCCACUCGACGGCAAACAAUAACGGAUUACCUUUGGCCGUUCGGAGGAAAGGUGGGCGUCCGAGAAAAACAAAACCCUCGAAGGUCGCGGACAAAGUGUGUACUACUUCUAACGACCCUGUAGCAGAGGAACAUGAAGAGAUUGGGACUGAAAUGCAAGUGCCGACCUGCUCCGAAAGCCACAACGCUGAGGCUGCACCUAACAAUGUCAAAACUCUCUUAAAUCCGUUGCUUCACAAUGAGACAGCUGGAACUUGUACAGUCUCCGAUCGCAAAGCAAAGGAUAAUCCCCCUUCGGGGUCUAAAACUAAACGAGGAAGACCGACAAAAAGGGAGAUUCCAGUGAUUGAAAACGUCGUUUCCGAGGCUCUCUUUGUUAAUGAGCCUGGAAGUCCGACACAAAAACCGAGAAGCAAAAGAAAACGGCACGUCUUAGCACUGGAGGAAAACAGCUGCUCUGACGUUUUGGGUUUCCCGAAAGAAACGGAGGGACCUGCUCCUCCUAACAGUUGCGCAAGACUUGAUGCUAGCGAGAAAUGUAACUCUCAUAUUGAUCACCAAAUCCCUGCUGAAGUUUUCAAACCAGAUGUUUCUCUGGAUGCUGUCUCUGUGGUAAGUGGUGACCCAGGCUCUGGGGAUGUACCAGAGAUUGGAGAACUGCAAGGUGGGGAUGGAAAGAGCGUGCAAACUGUUCCAGACAAACCCGCAAGACUACUGUCCCCGACGUCUGUCGAGAGUGAUACAGACAACCAGGUGGAAAGAGACGCGGACCAUGUACAGGUGGACAAUUGUGGAAACGGAGUUGACCCGUCACCUCGGUCUGUAGAAGGAGGGACAGUGGAGCGAAGCCACGGUGACCAUCAGGAGGCUCUUUCAGAAAGUUGCCUGUCGCCACAGUCUGUAGAACUGCAGCAACCAAAAAGAACUGAAGGUGUCUUGCCUGAGACUUCCGAGCAAGCUGAUCAACAAACUUUUGGAAACCCCGUUUAUUUCAGUAACUCCCCCGAAAUGCUCCCGGUAGAUGAGCAAAGUCAUCGGGAUUCAGAGUGUCCGCAGAAUGCCGUCGCUCCUCAGAUGCCGGCCCCAAGUGGCAACGAUGUGCCGGCGUCCCGUGAAGAGGCCCUUCAACCAGUUGCGGUCCCCUCUGUUGUCAAAGUCGAGAACGACGAGGACCCUUUGGAUCAUUUCGAUCCCUUGUCGAAGUCAGAUAAUCCAAUCUCUUCUCAACAGAUUGCGAAAAUCACCAACGGUUCUGAGGGUCAGUACAUCCAACAAACCGUUUUAAGGCGACGAAAAGGCCGCAUGAGACGAAGGAGGAUAACUAUUUUGUUGCGUCAAGAAGAUAAAGGUGAAACUCUUCAAACAGACUCUGGGGUUACAAAUGCGGAACACACACCAAAAGGGUCUAAAGCCCUGUUGAAAUGUGACAUCUGCAGCCGCACGUACAAAUUUAUGUCUCAGUUUGUCAUACAUCAGCGCGUUCAUACGGGGGAGCGACCCUUUCAAUGCCCUGAAUGCAAAAGAGGUUUCAGCAAGAAAUCCAACUUAAAUCUGCAUCUCAGGACUCACAUGAAGAGUCUCUUCAGUCGAGAAUGCACAUAUUGCAAAGUUUCAUUUUCGGACGACAAGUAUUCUAGCCACAUGAAGACACACGCCCAAGCGCAGGAACGAGAAGCUGUCUCGUUGAAUGCCGAGGAAAGCCCCGGAGAGACUCUUCAGAGACCUUCGGCCUCUGACAAGAGUGAAAGCAAAGUGUGCCAGUACUGCGGGAAGUCGUUCAGAUUUCAGUCCGCCCUCAUAAGACACGAGCGCAUCCACACCGGGGAGAAGCCUUACAAAUGUAAUAUUUGCGGAAAAGCCUUUGGCCAGUCGUAUUUCCUCCGUGUGCAUGAACUGACACAUUGGUCGGUAAAACGGUACAACUGCACAGGCUGUCAAAAAUCCUUCAGUCAUUAUAGUAACGCAAAAAAUCAUACGUGCAGACCUCCGGGAAGCAACUCCCAGACGCAGCCCGCCGAUCAGCUCGAAAAGCCUUCGUUGACCUACUCGUGCCACAUCUGCAAGAAUGUUUUGGACAGCCUGCAAAAGUUCAACAAGCACAUGCGAGACCACGUCGGUACGAAGCUGUACCGGUGUUUGUAUUGCGAUAAACUGUUUGGUCUGCUGUCCGAGUUCAACGCCCAUUGUAGCGCGUGCCAAGGGGAAAAAAACGGCUCCGGUCUCACCAUCAAGGAGGAAGAUAGAAUGUCCGUGGUAGAGUACACGGUCUCCUCGAACAGGUUUUCAUCGGAGCAGAAAUCAAACGCCUCCCCUGGAAAUCGCAGUCGUCAAACAUACAAAAGGCCACCAUCCCAGAUCACCUGCAAGAACUCGAAAUUGGUCAAAGCCUUCCAGCCCACAGUCGCGCCGACACCCCUUCCCUCGCAUUUUGUAUCCAAAUUGAACAAACUCGACAACCGAUCGGACCCCAGGAGUUACUUAUGCCCCAGCUGCGGUCGCCUGUUCCGACACGUUGGCAGACUCCGAGCCCACAUGCUCACCCACGCGCCGCACCAGCGGUACGCGUGCUCCCAUUGCGGGAAAACGCUUCAAAACUGGACCAAACUGUGGCGUCACCAAAGAGUCCACCGACAGCGUCGAGGCCGUUUCACCUGCGCCACCUGCGGGAAAGGGUUCCGUUUUGUCGAGUCGUACAAAAAACACAUGAGCGAGCACCCGUACUUCCGCUGGAUUCAGUCCAGGCCCAAGACGGUGUCCCUGCCUUACAAUUGCGAUCAGUGCACGUGUCGUUUUAAAACUCUUGAUUUGCUGUUCAGUCACCAGAUUUGCCAUUUCUCGGCACAGGUCACGCGCCAAGACUCUGUUUUUGAUCUUUCCAUGGACGAUCAUCCCACGCAGUCGAAUAGCACGUUAAGUACUGCCACAAACCACCAAUCGGCCUCGUCGUGUCACGAGCUGGGAAGCGACGCCCUCGUGUCGCGGGUCCCAAAACCCCCCCACAAUCAACUUCCGCAUCCGAGCGACUCCCCUGCACAGACGUUGAAUUUAUCCGAGCAAACGCAGGAUUUCGGUUCGAACAAGACCGCCCGAAGUCGUAUGCAAAAGAAAGCCCUCAGUUGCCGCAGAAAAGCGGAAAACGGAAAAGCGACGAAAACGCAAAAAGCAUCUUUGAGGACCGCAAGCGGUUAUUCAUCCCCAAAGAAAAGCGCCCCGCAGGGCCUCGUCUGUGCGAUGUGUGGGGAGGAAUAUUCUGCCGUUUCAGACCUUUAUCAACAUUAUUUGCGGCAUGCGCAAUGUCAAGUGUAAUCAAUCGUGUGUACAACGCAACAGUGUACACUGCAUAUCCACUCCGCGUCAUACUUUACAACUAGAAAAACAUUUUUUUUGCAUUACAGCACAUGGGAUGUAUAUAUUUUGUUUUAUGAUGUUCAAAGAUAAUGCGCCUCAAGAGUGCAGCCAUUUUUUAUGACUAAUUGUCAAAUUAAUGCAUUAAAAAGUAACUAACUUUUUUUUCACCUCA